Messenger RNA from Musa acuminata subsp. malaccensis (wild Malaysian banana), 3948 nucleotides. Its product is annotated as BRCT domain-containing protein At4g02110. The record is from RefSeq and is a predicted model, not a curated record. NCBI's taxonomy places the organism in Eukaryota, Viridiplantae, Streptophyta, Magnoliopsida, Zingiberales, Musaceae.
CGGCACGGACCCGAGCCGGCCUCGGGCUUUCCGAAGCAAAGCGAAUCAGCACGUGACAUGGGACACGUGAGCAGCUAUUUUUCACGACAAGCCUCUUCUCCCGCCCAACGCUCCCCAAACGAAACCCCAACUCAAAAAUCCCCCCUCACUCGGCCCCUCCCCACCAAAACAAACCCCGCUCCCAAAUCUUCUCCGCGCGCUUCGCCUCCUUCUUCCCCCACUGAGAAGCCGCCUUAUUCCCAAUCCAAACUUCAAUCCCCGCCUCCUUGAGUUCCUUCGGUCGCAAACCCCGCUUCUUCGAUCACCUGGGUUUUAGUUCUUCCGUCCGAUUAGGGCUCCGUCGAACGUCCCCGGUCCCCAAAUGCACCGAUCUCAUGGGUCUUCGAGUUCAAGCGCCCCGGAUAAGAUCUUCGGUGGCGUUCGGUUCGUUCUCUUCGGUUUUGACUCGGUAUCAGAAGCUCAGUAUCGCUCUGAGCUUGUGCGAAGAGGGGGAAUCGAUGUCGGUCGCUAUGAUCGGAGUUGUACUCAUGUGAUCGUGUCUGGUCGCGUCUAUGAGGAUCCUGUAUGCGUUGCUGCCCGGAAUGAUGGGAAAAUACUGGUUACUGAGUUGUGGAUUGAUGUCAGUUUGGACAUUGGAAUGCUUGCUGAUGCUAAAAGGAUAUUAUAUUGCCCUGUAAAAGAUCUGAAUGGAAUUCCUGGCAGUAAGUCACUGCAUAUUUGCUUGACUGGAUAUCAAAGGCAAGAACGUGAUGAUAUCAUGAAAAUGGUCUCCUUGAUGGGGGCAAAGUUCUCUAAGCCUUUGAUAGCAAACCAGGUUACCCAUCUCAUUUGCUACAAAUUUGAGGGUGAGAAAUAUGAGCUUGCUAAGAAAGUGAAUAUCAAACUUGUCAAUCAUAGAUGGCUGGAAGAUUGCUUAAAAGCGUGGGCAAUCUUGCCAAUAGAUAAUUAUACAAAGAGUGGUUGGGAAUUAGAGGUUUUGGAGGCUGAGGCAAAGGAUUCAGAUGAGGAAACUGAAGAUGUUGGUAAAAGGUCAGUGGGGCGUAGUGGUAUGGGAAAAUCUAUCUCUGAUGGUGGAGUUCUUUCUGGGGAUUCUGAUUUGUCUAUUCCAUCGAGGGGAAAGCUCAGCAUUCCAAAAGAUACUUUUAUGACAAUUCACUCAGCUUUUGCUGAUAAUCAUAUCAUGAAUAAUACAUUAUUUACGAGCCCAUGCACAGACAACUUUUCUCGAAACACUUUGUCUGAAUGCAGUCCUGGAAGCAAGGUCCAUCAUCAGAAUGUGGGGGAUGUUGCACAAACUAGCAAUGAUCAUGCCAUAAGAGAUGCUAUGGUUGGUGGGGAACUUUUUAACCAAUCUGAUUCUGGUAGUUUAAAGGAGGCCUAUCCAUUGUCUGCUAGAACUGUAUCAACAUCAAGUAUGGUUGGUGUCAAAUCAGUCCCUUUCUCAAAGAAGUCUCGGAAUAAGUCAGUUUCACCAGAAGAAUCACUUAUGAAAGUUCAUACUUCCCCGAAAGGACUUUAUAAAGAUUUUGAUGUCUUAUCAUCAGAACCAAAAGGAAGUAGAGCAACUGAUAAGCCAGCCAAUAUUCAAGGUUCAAUGGCACAUAUUGGGAUAAAUAACGUGGAAGCAACCAGUAGUGUUUUGCCUCAAAAGAGAAAAGUUUCUGUUUCAGGAGGUGGCUCAAAGUCCCCUAAAUCUUUGAUGCAUUCUUCCCUGCAGCGUAAGUCACCAGAUACAGAAUCUGCACAAGUAGAACCUGUUCUCCUUUCACCUAAAGAAAACAAGUAUCUUGUGCCUAUGGAUGCCAACCACUCUUUGGAAGAUGCAGUGCCUUCAAAUUCAGUAAAUCAACAGACAAUUGUCUCUAGGUCCUUUAGCUGCAAGAGAAAUUCACUCUCAAAUGGGAAGCCUGCUAUGAUCAAAUCUUCAAAUGUCAUUGAGCAUAGCAUUCCUAUUCUAAAGCAGGGUUUAGAUAAGCAGGAAUGCAGAAAAGUUGAUUUAUUCAACAUGGCACAGAUGGCCACAAAUGUAAUUGCUUCUAUGGAUAGCAAGGCACUCCCAAAUAUUCCUGUAGAUGAUGUGCUAAUGCAGGUAGAUGAUUGCGAAAUUAUGAGAAGCACUGCAAACCAGUUUGGUUCCUUGGCUGUUGGCAAACAUACUGAUGAAAUGCUUUGCAAUGAUAAAAGGCCUGAAAUAUCUGUGGGUGGUCCAGUGGAAGCUGAACGCAGCACCCAAUCUUUGAAUGGUGAGACUGCCAGGAUUGAAAUUCAAAAUGUUAUGAUGAAGGAACUUACACAGAACCAUGUAUUGCAGCAAUUUGAGGCUUCCCUAUCUUCUGAUGGCAAGGCCAUGACAACCAGAAAUUUCUUGACCACUGCUAGUGCUGAUGCUUGUAAAGGAAACAAUAUUAAAGUUGCAUCUGGUUCAUACAUUAAGAAGGUUGUUGCCAAGAGGAGUUUGAGUAGCAGCUCAAAGCAUAAUGCAUUGAGCAGUAGGAAAGACAAACAUGUUGACAAUCCAGAUAAAUAUCUCAAGGAAGCUGAAGUCAUUUCAGGUAAAGUAGAGAAGAUGAAGGUACCAGAGGAUAAGAAGGUAAGCAGAAACUUGAGGAAUGGUGUGGUUGAGACAUUUUCUGAUGAAGUUAUGAAGGAAAGGGUGGAAGCUGCAGGAGUUUCUAUCCCCGCAAAUGCCAAAAAGGAUGCAACCAGUGAUCGGAAGGACAUAACAUCAAUGGAUCCAGAAAAGGAGAACAAGCCAGAGGAAGUUUCCCGAUUCAGUUCUAACUGUAGUAACAGUUGCAGCAGUAAAUUGGUCAACAAACAUGAUAAAAAAUUUAUUCAGAAUUCUAAUAAUAGUCAAAAGAUUGAAAUAAGAAAGACCAAAAAAAUUAUAUACUUGGAACCUGCAUGGUUCAUUUUAAGUGGACAACGCAUUCAGAGAAAGCAUUUCCAGGCAGUCAUUAGAAGACUUGGAGGAAAAAUUUGCAGGGAUUCCCACCAUUGGUCCUAUCAAGCGACACACUUUAUUGCUCCAGACCCAGUUCGCAGAACAGAGAAGUUCUUUGCAGCAGCUGCUGCUGGAAGGUGGAUUCUGAAAACAGAUUAUGUAACUGCUAGUUGUGAAGCUGGAAAAUUCUUGGAGGAAGAGCCUUUUGAGUGGUACAGGAAAGGUCUUACAGAAGAUGGUGCGAUCAAUUUAGAAGCUCCUAGGCAAUGGCGACUCUUGAGAGAGCGGACAGGACAUGGUGCCUUCUAUAACAUGAGUAUCAUCAUAUAUGGAGAAUGUAUCGCACCCACUCUGGAUACAUUGAAGCGUGUGGUAAAAGCUGGAGAUGGCACUAUCUUGGCAACCUCUCCACCGUACACUCGCAUCCUCAAGGCUGGUGUUGACUUUGCCAUUGUCAGUCCAAGUAUGCCACGAGUUGAUUCGUGGGUGCAAGAGUUUUUGAGGCAUGAGAUCCCAUGUGUAGCAGCUGAUUACUUAGUAGAAUAUGUUUGUAAACCAGGUUAUUCUCUUGAGAAGCAUGUGCUCUAUAAAACACACAGUUGGGCUGAGAAAUCAUUGGCAAAAUUGUUGAGCUGCUCUGAAGAGAUAAGCGAAGAUGCCAGAUUGUUGUCAGAAGAAAGCAGUGAUGAUCUCAGCUGUGCUGUUUGUGGGUCAGCCGGCAGGGGGGAAGUGAUGCUUAUCUGUGGUGAUGAGGCAGGUGCUGUAGGGUGUGGGAUUGGUACCCAUAUUGACUGUUGUGAUCCUCCACUUGAUUCUGUUCCCGAGGGGGACUGGUACUGCUCUAAAUGCAGCAGCACGCACAAUAAGACCACCCCUAAGCAUGCAAGAUUCAGAUAAUCCUCCAAAUCUUUGUGAGUCUUCUAAAUGUUCACGGUUUGUCUUGUAAGAAUUAAUGCUACAUGCUUUGCAAUGUCGCAGGUACAAUAAAUAUAUCAUUCAAUUUU